AUGGGGGAUAGACGUGGCAGGGGAGUGAGUGAAGCAGCAGGGGUGAUGGGGAUGGGGCGAGCGAAAAACAGCAAGGGUGAUUGGCAGAUGGGGGAUGGAUGUGGCAGGGGAGUGAGUGAAGCAGCAGGGGUGAUGGGGAUGGGGCGAGAAAAAAACAGCAAGGGUGAUUGGCAGAUGGGGGAUGUAUGUGGCAGGGGAGUGAGUGAAGCAGCAGGGGUGAUGGGGAUGGGGCGAGCGAAAAACAGCAAGGGUGAUUGGCAGAUGGGGGAUGCAUGUGGCAGGGGAGUGAGUGUAGCAGCAGGGGUGAUGGGGAUGGGGCGAGCGAAAAACAGCAAGGGUGAUUGGCAGAUGGGGGAUGUAUGUGGCAGGGGAGGGCGGAACGGAAGAAUAGAUAAGCAGCAGAGGUCCCGAAUAGCAGAGGAGUGGAACAGCAAAGGAGCGGAACAGCAGAGGAGCGGAACAGCAGAGGAGAGGAACAGCAGAGGAGCGGAACAGCAGAGGAGAGGAACAGCAGAGGAGCGGAACAGCAGAGGAGCGGAACAGCAGAGGAGCGGAACAGCAGAGGAGUGGAACAGGAGAGGAGCGGAACAGGAGAGGAGCGGAACAGGCGAGAAGCGGAACAGGAGAGGAGCGGAACAGGAGAGGAGCGGAACAGGAGAGGAGCGGAGCAGGAGAGGAGCGGAACAGAAGAGGAGCAGAACAGGAGAGGAGCGGAACAGGAGAGGAGCGGAACAGGAGAGGAGCGGAACAGGAGAGGAGCAGAACAGGAGAGGAGCGGAACAAGAGAGGAGCGGAACAGGAGAGGAGCGGAACAGGAGAGGAGCGGAACAGCAGAGGAGCGGAACAGGAGAGGAUUGGAACAGCAGGAGAUUGGAAAUGUAG
Closterium sp. NIES-65 is the source of this 882-nucleotide messenger RNA. The record is from the annotation of a GenBank genome assembly. NCBI's taxonomy places the organism in Eukaryota, Viridiplantae, Streptophyta, Zygnematophyceae, Desmidiales, Closteriaceae.